Molecule: messenger RNA, 3875 nt
Organism: Physella acuta
Lineage: Eukaryota; Metazoa; Mollusca; Gastropoda; Physidae
Product: exonuclease mut-7 homolog
Biological process (GO): nucleobase-containing compound metabolic process
Molecular function (GO): nucleic acid binding; 3'-5' exonuclease activity
Source: RefSeq, a predicted model, not a curated record
AUUGUUUUGAUAUGCUGUGUUGUUUUUGUUGUGUUCCUUCGACGUAGUCUAUUUAUAAUUUAAACAAUAAAUUUCAAUUAUUUUAAAAUACUUAAAAUAGACUGUCACGAUCAAUGCUGCAUUUAUUCGGAAGAAAGCUAGUUGAUUAAAAAUGGCGCAUCGUCAUCCAUACGAUCCCUACAGACCCAUGUACAAUGAUCCCUACAGACCCAGAAUGUCUUACUUGUCUGGCUAUGGGCGUGGUUUGGUUCAGCUGUCACCAUAUAAGAAUAGAAUGCCUCAUCCUAUCCAAUACCAUAACCCUUACCACUUGCAGGAUGAUAGGAAUUAUUCAAGCUAUGUACCAAACUCUGCUGAGAGUUGGGCAGCCAAUGUUAGGAAGGAAGCUCCUGUUCAUAAACAAACUCUGCCAAAUAAUGUCUUGGAAAAUUAUAUUGAGGAAUUACAAAGCAUUUGGAAGGACCCUCGUUUGGUAGACAGUCAGUUAAAAGGAGAAGCUCUUUUUGCUAAAUUGUCGGCAAUUUUAAAAAGCAGCCCAAACCCAUGGGAAACGGCAUUUUACUUGAUUACAAAUGCCUCUGACUAUUCACAGGCUAAAACAGUCACUUUGUCGUUUGCCAUAUUAACACAGUUUCAGAAUUGGGUGUUGUCUUCAUCGAAUCAUUGUCGAGGACGUGAAGAAGAAUUUUUAAAUGAGGAUCUUCGCGUUCGCAUUUUCUAUGCAACUACAGGAAAACAGAUGCCGUUUUUCAACACUGCUGUCAAAGCAUUUCACUUAGAUCAUAUGGGAAAUGAAUAUUUUGUGCCUAUAACAAAAUGUCUACUUGAUCGCAAUAAACUAACAGAGUGUGCUCACAUUGUUUCUAAGUUGGGUCUUCAGGCCUACUUUACACAAGAAGAGAUUCUUAUCCCGCUACUGCUGACUGAUAAGGUUAAUGUGAUUGAAGCUUACGUAAUGGGCAAACCUGACCAGCAGGCCCAGAUUCUCUCCCUUCUUGACCACCUGUGUGCCCGCAACACAGAUGUCAUCUCAUUUGCCCAGAGUACAGGACUAAAGACAAUCAAACCUGAAAAACUAAGCAAAAAAGUAUUGAGCAAGUUUGCGAUGAAAUUGAUGAAACUUUAUGAUAUUCCUCCUGAGGUUUGUCCAAAUAUCUCAGAAAAUCGAGCCAUGGGUGCCAUUCGUUAUUUGUUGUACAAACGUUACAUAGAGAAAACAAUUGGGUAUGAUGGAUGGGACGAUAUGGUUGAGAGUGCUGUAGGGAACAACUUGAGCCUAAAGCAGCAGCUGAUCAUGGAGCUACUCAGCUACAAUGAUGUGGGAGAAGCUGUGAAGUGGGCAGAGAGAUACAAGCUGCCAGAUACAGUUCUAGACCCCGCUGUUGUAGAGGCCAGGAUUCAACACAGAGAAACAAGCCAGUAUCAAGUGGAGCAUCCUAAGGAAGUGGAGACAGAAGAAAGCUGGGACAUGGACAGCACUGACAACCUCUACUACCAGUUCCCACUGUCACAAGAGCAGAUUACUCUGGUGGACAACAGAGAGAGACUUGAGGCUUGCCUACAGAGAAUUGCACAGCCUGAGACAAUGAUUGGCAUUGACUCCGAGUGGAAGCCCUGCAUGGGUACGACCCCAGAGAGAGUCUCGCUGCUCCAGCUAGCUGUCAGUGACCACAUCUUCCUGGUCGACUUCAUGCAGCUGAAGAACCUCCUGCACGACGAGGACUGGGUCAACAUAGCCACAGCCAUUUUUUGUGACGACAAGGUUUUAAAAAUAGGUUAUGGACUUGAUACAGAUCUACGGAUGCUAUCUAAAACACUACCUUGUAUUAGAGAGCCCAUUCUUAAAAUGGUCAGGGUCGUAGACUUGGAGAAGCUGGCUAAAAAGAUCAUUUCUGAUACUAAUGAAGCCACAGCAAGCACUUCACAGCCUACUGAAGAUGAAAGUGCAGUCACUGACGAGGACCCUAAAGAGACGAGGCCGACACAGAGUGAUCCCUUUCACAAACAAGAUGAGAAGGGCUUGAGCUUGCUGGUCAAGAAGACACUGGGCAAACCCCUCAGCAAGGGUGAGCAGAUGUCCAACUGGGAGAAACGCCCCCUCAGGCAGUCACAGAUCACUUACGCAGCCUUGGAUGCGUAUGUGCUGAUAGAAGUCUACAAGGCCCUUCUGCUUAAAGGUCAAAGUUUAGGGCUUAGCAGGUCUGAGCUUGAACCACCAGUUUCUCUUAAGAUGACAACACGAAUGGACAGAAAGAAAAAGAUGGCAGCUAGUGCAAAUAAAUAUCCAAAAUCAAAACAGCCGUCCAGUUUUGUCGCAGGUGGUGUCAAGUCUCCCAGUGACCUGCGUGUUGUGUGCGACACCAUGCUGCAGGGACUUGGCAGCCAGCUGCGGAGCUGUGGGGUGGACACUGUCAUCUUGAGCAGCACACAGAGGCACUCUGAUGCAGUAAAGAUUAGCAGAAGUGAAAAUCGCAUAAUUUUGACUUCAGGGAAAGUGUAUGAUCAGGUUGUCAGUGAAGUGGGAGCCAACCAAUGUUACCGUGUUCCCCAUGACAUCAGUGCCAGAGACCAGUGCCUAGAGGUUCUCAAAUAUUUCAAUGUCAGGGUCACCAAAGAGGACAUUUUUACUCGAUGUGCUGCCUGCAACUGUUCAGAUUUUGUGAAGAUACCCAGCACAGAUAUGGACAUGCUGUACAGCUAUCACCUCCAACAACAGCAGUUCAGUGGGCCUAGUUCUAGCCAACAGUGUGACAGUCUUCCUACAUACAGCAUAGAUCAAAGUUCACGGUCAAAGUUCUUGAACUACGGCAUUGACCCUGUGUCCAUCACCUUACUUCACAACAGAGCCAGAAUUCAGAUGGAAACCAUACCCAAACAGGAAGUGUUCUCAUCAAUCCCAGAGUUCCUCAUCUGCUCCAGUUGUGGCAAGGUGUACUGGGAAGGAUCCCAUCACAGCAAGGCUUGGUCCCAGUUUGAGAACAUCCUGACAAUGGCGGACACAAGACCAGAGGAGCUGUUCCUUGAAGAGGAUCCAGAUGAGGACUGGCAGUGACCCGUUGGAUGACCUUUGAUGGCGCAUGAUGACAGGGAGAGCCAGGCUUAGCUUGACUAGAAUUCAUAGCUAUACCAUAAUCACGGGGGUCAUCUUGUAACAGGGAAAGUCAGGCGUAGGUAGAAUGUAGUUCAUUGCUACACUAGUUACACGGGUCAUAUUGUAACAGGAAAAGUUAGGCGUAGGUAGAACGUAGUUCAUUGCUACACUAGUUACACGGGUCAUAUUGUAACAGGGAAAGUCAGGCUUAGGUAGAAUGUAGUUCAUUGCUACACCAGUUACACGGGUCAUAUAAUAAUAGGAUAAGUCGGGUGCAGUUAGGCUUUUAAUCAUUGCUACACAAGUUUUACAAGGCAGCUGUUGUGGAAUAUGAAAAAUUUAAUAAUCAACAAAAAUAUGGUGGUCGUGGUCAGUUUUUGUAAAUAAGCUAAGAAUUAUUACCUGUGUGAAGCACACUUUUGUGUAAGUUUUUAUCAGAUCAAAUCUGUUGUUUUGAUCAUUCAAAGCACACCUUUUUAAUACAAGUGGACAAUAUUGAAUUUUAUAAUAAAUCAAAAUGUGUUUUAUAUAUAAUUCAGUAGCAUACAUAAUCUACAACUGAUCAUACAUAAAUUUCUUAAAAAUAAAUACUACCAUUUCUUGUAUAAGCUCAUUAAGUUAAAUGGUUCCUGUUUAUUUUUAUUAAAAAAAUUGAUGGCCAAUCAGUAUGUUUGGUUAAAUACAAUUUCAUGUCAGGAUUAAUCUGUAAGAAUUCAAUGACGAUGAUAAAUUAUGUAAACCUUUUUUUUAACCUGCGGAAGAAAUACAAGGUAAUAAAAAUAGA